UUUGUUGCAGUGCCUUCACACACACAACCCCAGAGGAGCACACACAGGGUAGAUAGAAUAGCAUUUGUAUAAUCUUGGUUACAACAUUAUAUGACCGUCUUCGGUGUUUUCGUUUCUAAUAGAAAUGCGGCACGGUAAAUCUUUGACAGUAGGCCUCACCUUUGCUUUUUUGUGUGUUGGCAGUGAGCCAGUACAUCAACGCCUUUGCAUUCACUCAGAUGUGUGGGUUGCUGGUGGCUCCCAUGAACGGCUUCAUUCUCGACCGACACAAGCGAAAACCUCCGGUGGCAGGAAUGAGUGAACGAGAAGCAGACCUGAAUUCUGCAGUUCUCUCUUUCUUCCUGACGUCACUGGUGUCAUUGAUCUUCUCAAUUUGCGCUUCCAUUCCCGUGUUGCCACUCCAGUACUUCACUUUCAUUGCGUUAAUGGUCAAUUACAGUUUUGUCUACGGCGGAAUGGCUGCUUUCGUCGCAAUGACUUUCCCACCAUGUCACUUUGGGAAGUUGUAUGGCUUCAUCUUCGGUCUCUCGGCGGUCUUCUCUUUACUGCAGUAUGCCUGCUUUGCUGUGGUGGAAGAAUUGCUGGACGGAGAUCCCUUAUAUAUGAACAUCGGGCUGACCAUCCUCAUCCUGUUCUCCUUUAGUCAUCCCCUGAAUGUUUUUCUGCACUGUCGAGCACUCGCAUCCCAGAGGGCCAAAGCCAACAAGAUCACUGACAUGACCACAGAAUCGCAGCUGCUUAAAGAGCCCCUGUGAUGGCCUUAACAUGGAAACUUAUUUUAUAGUUCUGGACUGAAAAAUGAUGUCUACAGUAAAGAAUUUCCCCCC
Hippocampus comes (tiger tail seahorse) is the source of this 827-nucleotide messenger RNA. Its product is annotated as solute carrier family 43 member 3-like. NCBI's taxonomy places the organism in Eukaryota, Metazoa, Chordata, Actinopteri, Syngnathiformes, Syngnathidae. The record is from RefSeq and is a predicted model, not a curated record. Bases 219 to 755 code for a protein of 178 amino acids. The transcript is spliced from 4 exons.